This is a messenger RNA of [Candida] anglica, 4565 nucleotides long. The record is from the annotation of a GenBank genome assembly. Lineage: Eukaryota; Fungi; Ascomycota; Pichiomycetes; Serinales; Debaryomycetaceae.
AAAGAAAAUAAACAGUCCCUAACAUCACGGAUUUCUGUUACUAAUGGCUAUAUCCGGCGACGAGUUAUAUCGUGUCGUUGCCUCUGGCGACGACAAUGCGAUUCUAGCGGCGGUGAAUGAGUUCAAGGCCUUCGUCAAGAAGGACUUUGUAGACACCACCCAGGUGCCCAAAUACAUGGAGGCGCUCUGUAUUGCCGUUGAUCGCGAAGAGUUGGCGGUACUGAACGCCAGUUUCAGCGUUAUUGCACACCUUGUCAAGCGUGUGAGCAUGCAAGACUACAGCGGGAAGAUUCUUCAGAGCCAAAGCUUUCUUGUUCUCCCCACCAUCCUCAAGCGCUUUGGUGACCCCAAGACAAGCAUGCGUAGCACUGCGAGACGAGCACUUGAAGCCUACUGGUUCCUGGUGGACCGGGAGGCCGAGAACGCUCUCUUGGACUUGGGGCUAGGAAGCAGAAACCCUCAAGUGAUUCUCGAAUCAGUCGCGUGGUUGCAGCAUAUUGUCACUAAUGUGAGUCAAAACUUUAAAUUAGAUCCCUUUGUCCCUGCAUUGGUGGGACAUCUUUCCAGUGAGCAAGGGUUAAAUGGCGACGAAGUGUCUGCGGCAAUCAAGAAGCUUUUUGGAGGGUACUACUCGCAGAAGCAAAUGUAUUUGCAUCGCCACACUUUAUUGAAAGAGUUGUCCAUUCAAAGAAUACUGCAACGGGUUUGUGACUGGGUCAUGGAGGGAAUCACCAAUGAGGAUGGGAUGCCUAUUGGUGGGUAUUCUGGAGCAACAACAAGUAAAGUGGCCAGAACCACGACCACCACCACAACCCCAACCACAACAACAGCUACACCCUCAACAGCAUCAGCUAGGUCAUCUACCUCUACACCAAAUGUAUCCACCCUACAACCCACCACAACCAUCGGUAGAGCCUCUAGCAUGCAAGGAAGAACUUCCUCUUCAUUUAAAAGCAGCAACACCACCCCAGCAACGAGCGCUAGUUCCCGUACUUCCCAUCCAAUUAAUUCCACUACCCAGUCGCACGCCACCUCCGAUUUAUCGGGUGAAAUCCUCAAAAUAACGUCAAAACUCCCUACAUAUCCCCUCGAUACUUCAAUUGCAUCGGAAAAUGUCUCCUCUUCCGACAAUCUUUAUGACGUGGUGACGUCUUUACUCCCACCAUUUCAGGGGAAGGAAACGGAAUUCAAUUGGACGUCUAGAGAAAGAAAUAUUAUAAAAUUACGUACUAUUGUCCGCGGGAAUGCUCUUGAACAAUACCCUGAGGACUUGGUUGCAUGUCUUCGAGACGCAGCUGAAUCUAUUUGCAAGGCCAUUCUCUCCCUCCGUACCACUCUAUCGACCAAUGGGUGCCAACUCAUCAAGGAAGCUGCCAUGCUACUUCGUGGUCAUUUCGAUCCCUUGAUCGACUCCUUUGUCCCCACACUCAGCAAACUUUGUCUGGCCACUAAAAAUAUUGCAUCUACGAAUGCUAACAUUGGUCUCCUCUCCAUAUUCAUAAAUUGCACGUUCCAAUACAAGUUACUUCAACGAGCGCAAGUCUGUGCCAAUGAGAAGAACCAUCAGCCCAGAGCAUAUAGUGGGACAUGGAUCCAAAUCAUUAUUCAACGAUUCCACAACAAUUCAGUAUUUCUUGCCACUCAUGGAACUUCGACUGGUCCCGAAUUAUGUGCUAGAACCAUUACAAAGUUACUCGGUGAUCCAAAUCCAACCGUGAGACAAGUGGCAAAGGAUACAUUUUGGUGCUUUUGGGGUAAAUUCCCCACCAUUGCCGAGGGAAUGUUGACUAAAUUGGAUACCAGUAUCGUGAAGGCAUUGGAAAGAUCAAGACCAAGUGAACUGGUAAGUUCUGGAAGAGUCACCCCUACUGCCAAGACAUUGAGCACUAGAACUUCUAAACCUUCGAUUAGAGAGUCAAUCAUAGCCCGUAAUAGGGAAAUAAGAGAAAAGCAAAAGUUGGAAGCCAGUAGUAGACCAAAUUCUGCUGAUAUAACACAACCUAAUGCGCCACAACCGUUCAAAUUCAAUCGUUUGAAUGGAGCUAGAAGGAAUUUCAGUAACGAAGAACAUCAUUAUCAAUCUGGCACUGCAUCAUCUUCUCAUAAGGAACAAGCGAGAGUAGCAUCUGCUGGGGAAUUGGGGAAGAAACCUUCUCAUAGUUCUGGAGUACACCUUCCACAUGGUCAAACAAACCCAACCCAGCGUUCCAACCAACAACAGCUGUCACACAACCCCUCCAGCUUGUCUCAGAAACAACAGCCACAAUCUCAACAUUUCAACAAGCAAACAGAUCCAAUAAUUCUGUUCCUUUCUUCUCAUCAAACUGACCUCAAAAUCGAAGGAAUCAACUUGCUUAAAUAUGCCAUCCUCGGAGAUGAGGACUUAUCCUCUGACAUAAAUUCUCUUUUGACUUCGAUUUCAAUUAGUAGUCCACAAUUGCUCAAACCAUUGUUUAACGGACUGGAAGAACUCUUAUCGAAACUGUUCAAGUAUUUCCAACCUGAAGACUUUAUCCGUAUCUGUUGUAUCUUACGAGGCGAUGUCGUUGAUGCGAAAUACGUCGACCUCAUUACAUCCAUUGUCCCUUUGGAGCACCUUUAUGAAUCAUAUGCAACUAUUUUGACCCAAGCGACUAAGAUUGGUAGUAUCUUGAACAACAGCGACAUGGUUAUGCAAAUGAUUAAAUUUAAAAUGAAUAUUUUCCACACUACUAUCGAAUUCUUGGAUAUUGCAUUGGAAAAAUUACCAAUUGCUGAUGAAGUGUUUUCUCGGAUCAUUGUGUGUUUAUUUGACAUGGUGAGUAUUUUGAGAGCAACUAAAUUAUAUGAUGGGCUUUGUUCUUUACUUAAGAAGAUGUAUGGAAUUAAUGGUGGGAUCUUUAAGUCCAAGUUGGAAGCAUGUGCUGAACUGUUGAAAGAGGAAGUUGAACUUGAAAUAGGAAUUGGGUCAAGUGAUUCAAUGGAGUAUAAUUCUCUUCCUCAAAGUGGGGAUAGAAACUUCACUUCAUAUGAUCUUACCAAGGUUCUCCCAAGUUCAGUAGCUGUAAAUGCUUCUCCAUUGAAAGAACCUUCUGAUUUGACAAUGCUUAUGCCCACAUUCAAUGCCAAAAAUGAAUUUCUGUUCAAAAACGAGUCCCCUAUUCGAAACUCUCCUAAAAAUAUCGAUGCAGAACCUCAAUUUGAUUCUGUGGAUGAUAAUAUCGAUAUUGACAUUGACGACGAUAUCGAAGUACACAAGGAGGAAGUUGGAGACAAGGCAGAUGACCCCGAUAAGAUGGAGGUUGAAGAAGAUACACAAGUGGAAGAAACCAAUGCUAAGGUUAUGAAAGAAAUGGAUGACGGUAUGGAACUGGAAAAGAGUGGAUAUGAAAAUGUAUUUGUAGAUUCAUCCGAAUCACAUAGCAGAAGAUCUGAUUUGUUUGCUCAAUUUAACAAGGAACAAUCCGCUGAAUUAGUACAAGGUUUUGCACAAGUUCAAAUAGGAGAACUUGAAGAUUCAGUCAGACUCGAUCCUUUGCAGAACUUUAUUGAUAAAGUUGAUCCUUUGAAUAAGGUAUCCAAUAAGAAGAAACCAAUUCAAAUUUACCAGGAUGAGAAUCUCCAAGGGUCUCCUCAGAAGGUGCGUAAUUACAACUACAGUGAAAUGAAUUGGUUCAAUUACCUGGUUGCAAAGGCUAAAGCAUUGGACGAAGAUUCUAGUGAGAUUUCUUCUUCGAUCGAGAAUUUCAAGGUCUUAUGCACAAAACUUGCCAAUGGUGACGUUAAGAGUAAAGACUUCAUACUGUUGUUGAAAUAUUUACAAGAUAACCGAACACAUUCAGUUGAAUUGAAUGAAUACCUUGACAAGAUUGGUAUGGACGUACUUGAGGACUCGAUGUGGAAGUUUUUUGACAAUGACUCUACAAUGCAAUCAGCCCAUAUUUUACUCAGUGGGUUCAUUAUAUUGAAACAAGUGCUUGUGAAUCGGGUCCAUUUAAACUUGGCGAAACUUUGGCAAUUACUUGUACAGUUUAGUGGUUCCGAAGAAGUUUCAGAUGAUGCAACCAGUGAAAUUAAACUAGCCAUCGGAGAAUUAUUUGAUGAAAUUUUGGUCGGAGCCUUUGCUUCCCUGGAUAUACUUUCUACUUUGCUAACUUCAUUCCACUCAAACACGGCUGAAUAUACCCACAAUCAAUUGGUGUUUGUACUCGAAUGUCUUGUCAAGAUUCUCAGUAUCAGUACCAUUGGAUUAUUGAUUAGUGACUCUCUUGUCAUGCAAAUCGAUGCUGCUAUCGGCCCACUAGCCACUAGCGAUUCAGUUCUUGUGAGACGUAAUGUUGUCCUGAUAUAUGGUAAGUUACUCAGAGCAAACCGUACUUUGGAAAUUAAUCAGAUGGAAAGAUCCACCCACAAAAAUGCCAUGGAUGGAAUCUUACAGAAGCUUCCGGUUCCUCAAAAGAAGUUGAUUGAAUACUACAGUGAAAUUUAAUACAGUGAAAUCACGUUGGUUGUUUAUAUCUUAAUUAUGCGAUAAUACAGGACCUAUGUCAAUAUAUAAAUACAGGAUAGAAUAUCAAGUAGAGAAG